CCUUCGAGUUUAAUUUGUUUUUUUCAUAUUUUUGAAUCGGUAUCAAGUUAGUAAAAAAUGAAAUGUUCAAUAUCCAAAAGUCAAAAUUUCAAAAGGAUUGGGAUAGAUAGUCACAGAUCAUUCAAGAGAGGUAAUCAUAGAUUAAUUUUUGACUAUUGUAUAAUACAGUAUCACCGAGCAAAAUUUAUAUCAGUUUCAAAAAGUAAAAUUUCAUUGGUUCAAAAGUUUUUGACAAUUUUUCUUGGUGAAUGUUACAAGUUAGGACUUACAUUCUUCAAAAAGGUAUUGAAAGAUUUGAAAUCUAUGGAAGAACAAAACUAAAAACUAUUGAAAUAUGUGAAUGAGUUGCAAUACAGAUGAUGUCAAAGAAGAGGAAAAAAUAAGCAGAAUAGAUGAGCAAUGACUGGGUGUCAUUGUAAGAACACUAGUUUUUAAAGAGAGGAAAUUCUUAUUAAACAAUACGUGAACUGUCAAAUGAGUAUAUUAAACAACGACACCAGAAUUCGGUUAUGUCUGUUACGAAACACGGGUAGGUAGCAUUUGUUGAUUGUUUUGCCAGCUAUGACUCAUACCGCUGCAGAUUACGAAUUUACGCUUCAACACCCCUCUAUAGACGUUUUAAAAACAUUGCAUUGAUUCAUAGCAGUGUACAGUUGGAGAUCGACCUUGCACACGUCUCCUGGCACACGGAUCCAAGUUAUAGUACAAUCAAAUUGUAUUUUCGAUAUAAGCUAUUUCAUUCAACUACAAAAAGCUGUAUUCUCGAUUUAAGUUACUUCAUUUUAGUUUUAUUGUUAAAAAGUUGUUGAAUAAUCUUUUAGUGAAGUAGUCAGUUGGAAUUGUUUUCUAAUCUACAGGAGUGUGGGUUGAUAACCGACACGUACAGACCAAAUGGAUGAAGAUGCUAUUCCAGCUGAAGAAAUUGAAAGGAAUGAGGCCAAAGCAAACGAUAUAUACCAGAGAACGAGCAGAUAUUCUAAUGCUAGCAAUGUAAUUCGAUCCAGACCCAGACGCAAAAGGCAGAUAGUAGAAACUAGACACUAUUUCUUCGGAAACCGCGUUGAAGAAGUUGUUAAAGAAGUCGAGAAUACUGGAAGAAGAAAAACUCUCAAAACGUCUCAGGAAAUUUAUAGUGAAAAGCAAGCUUUGAAAAAUCACGGUUUGUUAUUUGGAAAUGUCGAUGCUCCAAGUGAUAGUGACAGCGGGAAAAGCGAUUUCGAUGAAGAGUAUUACAAAUACAAACCGCAACCGAUACAAGUAGACCCUAGUCAAGUAGUGGUCAUAGAGAAAAGGGAAGAUGGAGAUCAAGAUUUGCAUGAAAGUAACGAGGAACUUAUUAGUGAGAUUUAUGGGUUUCAAAACAAUCAACAAAAUAGUUUGGAAUGCAACAACAGUGAAAUGGUGGAGCAGACUCUUCGACAGAGGAGAAGGAAAGGUGGAGAUCGAAAUUCACAAGAAAAUAACAGGAAACUUAAUAGUGAGAUUUAUGGGUGUCAAAACAAUCAACAAAACAGUUUAGAAUGCCACAACAGUGAAAUAGUGGAGCAGACUCCUCGACAGAUGAGAAUGAGACCGGAAGGAAACAAAAUUGGAAAAAGGCUGAGAAAACAACUUAGCAACCAAUAUUUUGUCCCGCCUCUCGGAUAUUCUCAUAGUCAAUUCGAUGUAAUAAUAAGAAGGCUUGAUGAACUAGCAAAUAGUAUCCGCGCCCAGACACAAUCAACAAAAAAAAAGGCUGCUGGUGAAGUGCCUUCUCUAAAGAAGGAAAGUGGAGGGUUGGAAAAGGUUUGUCCGCCAAAAAUUGAAGAAAAAAAUACGUUGAACGUGAAUAAAGAAUCGGAAGUUGUUUCUCCAAUAAAAAUUGAGGAAAACUCAUGCAGUGAAAGUGUAAGACUGAAAGAUAUUUCUCUGUCAAAACUUGAGGAAAAUAAUGUACCUUCUCUAAAGAAGGAAAGUGGAGGAUUGGAAGAGGUUUCUCCGUCGAAAGUUGAAGAAAAAAAUACGUUGAACGAGAAUAAAGAAUCAGAAGAUGUUUCUCCAAUAAAAAUUGAGGAAAACUUAUGCAGUGAAAGUGUAAGACUGAAAGAGAUUUCUCCGUCAGAACUUGAGGAAAAUAAUGAGCCUUCACCAAAGAAGGAAAGUGUAGGAUUGGAAGAGGUUUCUCCGUCAAAAAUUGAAGAAAAAAAUACGUGGAACGAGAAUAAAGGAUCGGAGGAUGUUCCUCCAAUAAAAAUUGAGGAAAACUUAUGGAGUGAAAGUGUAGGACUGGAAGAGAUUUCUCCGUUUAAACUUGAGAAAAAUAAUGUGCCUUCUCUAAAGGAGGAUAAUGGAGGAUUGGAAGAGGUUUCUCCAUCAAAAAUUGAAGAAAAAGGAUCGGAAGAUGUUUCCCCAAUGAAAAGUGACGAAAACUCAUGGAGUGAAAGUGUAGGAUUGAAAGAAGUUUCUCUGUCAGAACUUGGGGAAAACGGUACAUGGAAUGAGAACAAAGAGUCUGAAGAGGAUAACCAGUUGGAAUUUGAAGAAAAGAAUGCGCGGACUAAUGGUAGCAGAUGGAAAUCUUUCUUUCGAAAUAUAUUCUGUGGUUUUAACAGUAUUAAACAGCGAAUUGUCUAGAAAUUUGUUAUAUCAUCUUUGUACAUAGAUUUUAUAUUUAUUCAAGGAUAAUGAG
This is a messenger RNA of Leptinotarsa decemlineata (Colorado potato beetle), 2668 nucleotides long. RefSeq lists its product as uncharacterized. NCBI's taxonomy places the organism in Eukaryota, Metazoa, Arthropoda, Insecta, Coleoptera, Chrysomelidae. The record is from RefSeq and is a predicted model, not a curated record.